Otolemur garnettii (small-eared galago) is the source of this 2587-nucleotide messenger RNA. Its product is annotated as zinc finger CCHC domain-containing protein 8. The record is from RefSeq and is a predicted model, not a curated record. Gene Ontology annotation, molecular function: zinc ion binding; RNA binding. The coding region runs from base 78 to 1973 and encodes 631 amino acids. NCBI's taxonomy places the organism in Eukaryota, Metazoa, Chordata, Mammalia, Primates, Galagidae. The transcript has 11 exons. Gene Ontology annotation, cellular component: catalytic step 2 spliceosome.
UCUAUCUUUCCUUAAUGGUUUCUUGUAUGUUACAAAGAGUCAGUGAUUUGAUAAACCUCUGACAACAAAAUUUACACAUGACAUCUUACAAUAAUGUAUAUAACUUCAAUCUAUUAAAUGUUUCACUCUGUCUGGGUUCUGACCAUUUUGUCCUCUCAUACAGGCAAUAUCAUCAAGAAAUAGAAGAAUUUGUAUCAAAUUUAGUAAAGAGAUUUGAGGAACAGCAGAAAAAUGAUGUGGAAAAGACUUCCUUUAGCCUUUUGCCCCAGCCAUCCAGUGUUGUACUAGAAGAGGACCACAAAGUAGAAGAAUCCAAUGCCAUUAAAAACGACAAGGAAGCUUUUAGUGUUGUAGGAAGUGUCCUGUAUUUUACUAAUUUUUGCCUUGAUAAAUUGGGGCAACCGCUACUAAAUGAAAACCCUCAGCUUACGGAAGGAUGGGAAAUACCUAAGUACCAGCAAGUCUUCAGCCACAUUGUUUCUCUAGAAGGGCAAGAAAUACAAGUAAAGGCAAAAAGGCCAAAGCCUCACUGUUUCAAUUGUGGUUCUGAAGAACAUCAAAUGAAAGAUUGCCCGAUGCCCCGGAAUGCUGCUCGAAUAAGUGAAAAGAGAAAGGAGUAUAUGGAUGCCUGUGGUGAGGCAAAUAGUCAGAAUUUUCAACAGCGAUAUCAUGCAGAAGAAGUAGAAGAAAGAUUUGGAAGAUUCAAGCCAGGAGUUAUUAGUGAGGAACUUCAAGAUGCACUGGGUGUGACGGAUAAGAGUCUCCCUCCUUUUAUCUAUCGAAUGCGACAGUUAGGGUACCCACCAGGGUGGCUUAAAGAGGCUGAAUUGGAGAAUUCAGGUCUUGCACUCUAUGAUGGAAAAGAUGGUGCUGAUGGGGAAACAGAAGUUGGAGACAUACAACAGAAUAAAAGUGUCACUUAUGAUCUCUCAAAAUUGGUAAACUAUCCAGGUUUUAAUAUAUCUACUCCCAGAGGAAUUCCAGAUGAAUGGAGGAUGUUUGGUUCCAUACCAAUGCAAGCAUGUCAACAAAAGGAUGUGUUUGCCAGUUACCUCACUUCUAACUUCCAAGCGCCAAAUGUGAAGUCUGGCAGCAAGAGGUCUUCAUCUCAGUCCAGCCCAGGUAGUCCAAAGAAGCAGAAGAAGGAAAGCAGCUCAGCAGCCUCCCCCGCUGACAUGGACCUCGACUCAGAUGUGGAGGUACCACAUGGUUCUCAGAGCAGUGAAACUUUUCAGUUUCAGCCGCCAUUACCUCCUGACACUCCUCCUCCACUGCCACAGGGAACUCCUCCACACAUCUUCACUCCUCCCCUUCCCAAGGGGACCCCUCCACUCACUCCCGGUGACUCACCCCAGACCAGGACAGCAUCUGCACCUGUGGACGAGGAUGCACUGACUCUAGAAGAACUUGAAGAGCAGCAGAGGCGGAUAUGGGCGGCUCUGGAGCAGGCAGAGAGCAUGAAUAGUGAUUCUGAUAUUCCUAUGGACACACCUGUAACUGGGAAUUCUGUCGCCUCAUCACCUUCUCCAAAUGAGCUAGACCUCCUUGUCCCAGAGGAAAAGGAAUCUGAAAAGCAAAUGCUAGGUGAGCCUGAGGUACCAGACACUUAUACAAAGAAAUCAGAAGUUGAACAUUCCCCAAGUCCAGAUACUGAGGCUACAUUGCUUUGUCAGAACGAAAAGGAAGAGUCUACUCAGGUAGACUCUAAAGGUGCUCUUCUUGAUAAUGGCAGUGUUAUAUCAAACUGUGACAUUAGGAAUGGAGGUGGUCAGAAGGCCUUUGAUGUGGACACCACUCCUUCAUUGGCUACUAAAUUUCACAGCCCUAUACCUGACAUGAGCAAAUUUGCAAGCGGAAUAACACCAUUUGAAUUUGAGAAUAUGGCAGAAUCGACUGGAAAGUACCUCAGGAUAAGAAACUUGUUAAAGAACUCACCCCGAAACCAGCAGAAAAAUAAAAAGGCUUCUGAAUAACUGCUUGGCAUAGCAGCAAGAGCUAUUUAAUUAUCUAUAACUUUGUGUUCUGUUAAUUAGCACUAUAGUGGACAGAUAACAACUGUUUUCCUAUUUGUUCCUCCCAUGUUUAAAAAUCCAAGGUUCGAUUGUGUUCUAAAGUCACCCCUAUUUUAAAUAAUAGGAAGACUGAGUGCACUAGUUCACUAUAUUUUAUUCCCCCUGAAGAACACUUGCACUGGGGGGGGCUAUGAAUUUGACCUGGUUUAGCGAUAGUUUGUUAAGGUUUAUACUAUUUUUGGAUUGUGAUUGUGAAGAGUGAAGGUUUUUAUCUGUCUUUUGUACAUUGUUUUCUCUUUCUACAUUUUGCUGAUUGUCCUAUAUAUAUGUUUAAUAUAUCACUUUUUAAAAGAAAAAAUUCUAACCAUUUUAAAUUAGUAUUUCAACUUUGACAACCAAAUGAGAAAAAUCAGGGAUGAGCAGCUUUAUUCCAUUUGGGGUAUUUUUGUAAAUGAUUUACAUGCAUCAGUUUUAAUGAUAGUCUUAGUUUUUUGUAACUUCAUUCUUCAUACAUGCUUGCUGUACAGGUAUGUCCAUCUUUGUGUAUAGAGGCUUAAUAAAUUAGUUUUCAUAUA